CAUCCGUCCUUCCCUUUAUUUAUUCUCCCACACCCUUGCCUUCUCCUUAACUGGAAGAGACUUUUUCUUUUCAAUACCUCACUUUUGCCACCCUCCAAGGUCCUUUCUUUCUGAGUUCCCUCUCCUGAACCCAAAAAAUGAGUAACAUAAGCUUGGUAGAGGCCAAGCUGCCACCAGGUUUCAGGUUCCAUCCUCGAGAUGAAGAGCUUGUUUGUGAUUAUUUGAUGAGGAAGGUGGCUACUUCAACUGAUGCCUUGCAACUCAUGAUCGAAGUUGACCUUAACAAGUGCGAGCCAUGGGAUAUUCCUGAAACAGCUCGAGUGGGAGGCAAAGAAUGGUACUUCUACAGUCAAAGGGAUCGGAAGUAUGCUACUGGAUUGAGAACAAAUAGGGCAACAGCAUCUGGGUAUUGGAAGGCCACAGGGAAAGAUAGGGCUGUCCUUAGCAAAGGUACCCUUGUUGGGAUGAGGAAAACCUUGGUGUUUUACCAAGGUAGGGCUCCCAAAGGAAGAAAAACUGAUUGGGUCAUGCAUGAAUUCAGGCUUGAAGGACCCCUUGCCCCUCCCAAGCUUUCUACUCUCAAGGAAGACUGGGUUUUAUGUCGAGUGUUCCACAAAAACACAGAAAUCACCGCCAAGCCUAGGAGCAUGGGAAGCUGUUAUGAUGACACGGGCUCUUCACCCCUUCCACCAUUGAUGGAUUCUUACAUCACUUUUGACCAAAGUGAACCAAAUUUAGAUGAGUAUAAACAGGUGCCCUGCUUCUCCACUUUCUCCCAAAGCCAAACCAACCCGUUUUUCACAAACACCACCUACAUGGAACCAAGCUUACCUGCCAAAACCCAACCAGCACUUGGACAAAUACCGAUGAAUGCUUGUUUAGACUCUUUCCCUUGUGACCAAAAGGUGAUAAAAGCUGUGCUGAAUCAUCUUACCAAGCUGGAUAGCUAUCUUAACGUGAAGGAAUCACCAAGCUUUGGAGAAGGAUGUUCGGAGAGCUACUUAUCUGAAGUGGGCAUGCCCGACAUUUGGAAUCAUUAAUAAUACUUAGGAAUUCAAAUCUAAAACUUGGACUUGCUACUUAGGCUUUAGAAAAUGAUUUUUCUAAAGAAUAUACAAACUUAGGGGUACAUUGAUUUCCCCUUCCUAGCAUCUUGCACUUUUUUCCAACAAUAGGGUCGCUCCUAAAGUGAAAACAUUUGUAAUUGAUUCAAGUGGAUGAAAUGUAUAAUUGUGAAAAGUUCAUAUUGUUGUAUAAGGUUGCA
This is a messenger RNA of Theobroma cacao (cacao), 1264 nucleotides long. It is a transcript of the gene NAC1, whose product is annotated as NAC domain containing protein 1. Lineage: Eukaryota; Viridiplantae; Streptophyta; Magnoliopsida; Malvales; Malvaceae. The record is from RefSeq and is a predicted model, not a curated record. Gene Ontology annotation, biological process: regulation of DNA-templated transcription. Gene Ontology annotation, molecular function: DNA binding.